Chlorocebus sabaeus (green monkey) is the source of this 1335-nucleotide messenger RNA. Lineage: Eukaryota; Metazoa; Chordata; Mammalia; Primates; Cercopithecidae. The record is from RefSeq and is a predicted model, not a curated record.
AUGAGGAAGAAGCCUCCAUUUCAGAACCCACAGGCCCUGCCCGACUGCCCACCUGACCAGGUAAUUCGUGGCUUUGCUUUUUGGCAGCAACGCCACCCGGCGGCCAUACCGCUCACUGCAGCUCCAGGCACAGGCACCCUGCUCACAUCCUGCACCUGCUCUGUCUUCUCGGAGCUGCCCUUCUCGGCACAGCUGAACACCUUGACCGAAAGAGCCAGUGUCCACCUUCCUGUCCCCGGAAGUCUUGAAGGUAUUCUCACCAUGUCUUGGUUCCGAGGGUAUGACGCCCAGCCAGCAGCCAUGAUAUUCUCCCCGGAGGGCCUCCCAGGACCUGCUCACACUGGCCGGGAGAUGCUGGGAACCCAAGGCAGCCUGGUCAUUAGAAACGUGACGGCUCAGGACUCGGGCAGCUACACCGUUGUGCUGGAAACCAGCAGGGGACUCAGGAGUGCAACGAAGCAGAUCCAUGUCAAGAAUAGCCUCCAACUAAUGCCACUGAAGACAUUCCCAGCCGCUAUCCGGGGAGUCAUCCAGAGUGAGCUCAACUAUUCUGUGAUCCUGCAGUGGGUGGUGACAAUGGACCCUGAGCCCGUGCUGAGCUGGACCUUCAAUGGGGUGCCCUGUGGGAUGGGAGAGAAGCUGUUCAUCUGACGGCUGUCCUGGGAACAGCUGGGCACCUACAUGUGCAUAGCCACGAACAGCAAGAAACAGCUGGUCUCUGAGCCUGUGACCAUCUCGCUGCCAGAACCCAUCACGCAGCCCACAGAAGCAGAGCCCAUGGAGCCGGACCCCACUCUGUCCCUGUCAGGAGGCUCUGCCAUUGGGCUCCUUGUGGCUGGGAUCCUGGGAGCUGGGACACUGAUUGGAAGCGUGUGUUUCACCAUCAUCCAGAGCCUAAGGACUGACUGGCAGAGAAUAGGAAUAUGCAGCUGAAAUGUGGGCAACUCUCCUGUCAGCUUAAGAGAUGGGCACUUUGUACUUCUCUAUCCACGUGGGAAAAGACCCCAUCCCACAGCUUCCAAGUCUACAACAUCCAACAUCCCUGUUCAAGGGAACAACCCAACUUAACCAGACUCCCUUUGCCCUGUUUCUGAAACACCUGAAGAAAGCAUCUGAUGGGUUGACUUGGUGCCAUCCUUGGUCCCAUCGCUGUGACACGUUGUGCAAGCAAAGCAUCAGAGGCUCAUCCCUGUCUGUGGGAGCUCAUUGCUCAGCAAACAGGGGGGAGGUUUCACCUUGGAAAUUGGUCAGACCCCAAAAUAUGUCUUUUACACAUGUUGCUUUUUUUUCCUCUCUUUUUCAAAAAGAACCAAAAACUAAAUAAAAACACCACCA